ACCUGCAAAACAUGCACUGUGUGGGGUCCUGAGGACCGAGUUUGAGAACCUGUGCAUUAACCUGUUCAACAUAGGUGCCGGCAAUCAUAGAGAAAGGGAAAAGUCCAGAAGCAGAGCAUUGUGUCCCUCCUGGAGAGGGUCAUGUUGGGAGAUGAAUGUAACAUGAUUUUGAGUCAGACUGAAUGCAAGGAACAAUGAACAAAGGACAGUUCAGAGUCAUGGUUGACACCUACAGUAUGCAAUAAUUUUGUGGGAUAGGACUGAUUGUCGAGUUCUCAACAGUCAUAUCAGCUCCAGCACUCAGGCAUAAGGCACCUGCUAAAAAGGCAUCUUCAAUAGUAUAUUGCUGGUCCAAACCACAAGAUGUAACGGGAUUGGCUGUGAUAGACAAUUUGUGAAAAUUCUAUGCUGGAAAUGAAGUUGGAAAGCAAACACAAUGCAACUAGUUUCUUUAUCAAAGGCCUGUCCGACAUCCCAGAUCUCCGAUUUACAGUAUUUAUCAUAUGUUUGUUCAUUUACUUUAGUAUUAUAUUUGGGAAUACAACAAUUUUCAUCAUUAUUUUAGGAAAUCCACACCUAUAUAUUCCCAUGUAUAUUUUUUUGAUAAACCUUUCAGCAGUGGAUAUUAUUUAUGCUUCAAAUAUUUUGCCUAAUCUCUUGAAUAUCCUUCUCACUCAGCAAAACGAAAUUUCUUUCUGUGGGUGUAUGGCACAGAUGUAUUUCUACAUAGCUCUGACUUGUACAGAAGUCCUCCUGCUAGAGGUCAUGGCAUAUGAUCGCUAUGUGGCAAUUUGUCAUCCACUUCGAUAUUUUCUAUUAAUGCAUUUAACACGUUGUGCUGGGCUUGCAAUUGCAGCAUGGACCAUUAGUUUUCUAAUAACAAUUGGACAUACUGUUCUUGUAUCUAAACUAUCCUUUUGUGAUUCUCAUGUCAUUGACCAUUUUUACUGUGAUAUCUCACCUGUGUUGAAAUUGACAUGCAGUGAUAUAUAUAAUGUAGAAAUUAUGAAUUAUAUUGAAGGAGUACUUGUGACGUUCAAUGCAUUUGUCUUUACAAUUAUUUCUUACAUGUUCAUUAUCUCUUCUAUUUUGAAGAUAAAAUCUGCAGAAGGUCAACUUAAAGCAUUUUCUACCUGCUCUUCCCAUCUAACCUGUGUAACUAUUUUUUAUGGGACUUUGUUCUGUCUGUACAUGAGACCCACAUCAAGUUAUUCACCAGAACGGGACAAGUUUUUUUCUCUUUUAUCUGGUGUGUUAAUUCCAAUAUUAAAUCCUGUUAUUUAUAGCUUGAAAAACCAAGAAUUUAAAGUUGGUAUUAAGAAACUUAUCAACAAAAAGUUAUAUUAA
Pseudophryne corroboree (corroboree frog) is the source of this 1347-nucleotide messenger RNA. RefSeq names its product olfactory receptor 5AR1-like. Gene Ontology annotation, molecular function: G protein-coupled receptor activity; odorant binding; olfactory receptor activity. Gene Ontology annotation, biological process: G protein-coupled receptor signaling pathway. The record is from RefSeq and is a predicted model, not a curated record. The transcript has 5 exons. NCBI's taxonomy places the organism in Eukaryota, Metazoa, Chordata, Amphibia, Anura, Myobatrachidae. Gene Ontology annotation, cellular component: membrane. Bases 406 to 1347 code for a protein of 313 amino acids.